Messenger RNA from Wickerhamiella sorbophila, 1653 nucleotides. Its product is annotated as FACT complex subunit POB3. Lineage: Eukaryota; Fungi; Ascomycota; Dipodascomycetes; Dipodascales; Trichomonascaceae. The transcript has a single exon. The record is from RefSeq and is a predicted model, not a curated record. Bases 1 to 1653 code for a protein of 550 amino acids. Gene Ontology annotation, cellular component: nucleus; FACT complex. Gene Ontology annotation, molecular function: nucleosome binding; DNA binding; histone binding.
AUGGCCACACAGUACGACGCGAUCUAUUUCAACCAAUCGCGACUCUAUGGCCAAAUCCGUAUGUCCGAAAGCGGUCUGGGCUGGAAGGCCACUGAGAAAGCCCAGGGCGGUUCUGCCGCCAAGGUCUCUGAGCCCUUCCUGCUGCCAGCAAAAGAGCUGCUGUCCGCUCAAUGGUCUCGAGGUGCCAAGGGGUACAUGUUGAGGAUUCAGACAAAAACCAGCGGUGUGGUUCAGCUAGAUGGGUUCGAUGCUGAGAGCUUUAAUUCGCUCAAGAAUGCCUUGAGCAACACCCUUGAUCUUAAUUUGGAAGCCCGCGAGCACUCGAUGCGGGGCUGGAAUUGGGGUUCCACAGAUUUCGAACGCAAUGAGCUUGUAUUCAACGUCGGCUCGCGUCCUGAUUUUGAAAUCCCUUAUUCUGCGGUUCUGAACUCCAAUGUUGUGGGCAAGUCCGAAGUCGCUAUUGAGUUCAAACUCCAGUCUGCCAGCGAGCGUACCACUGGAGGCGACGAGGUUGUCGAAAUGCAGUUCUAUGUGCCGGGCACGGUUUCCAAAGAUGACUCUGACGGAGUCAAGUCAGAGGAUGGUGUCAAAAAGGAAGAAGAAGGUGAAGAGCCCGUUGAAGAACAGAGCGCUGCGGUUGUGUUCCACGAGCAGCUCCGAGCCCGGGCUGAUAUCGGUAUGACCAGCGGCUCUGAGAUUGUGGCGUUUGCCGACAUUUUGUUCCUCACUCCUCGUGGCCGUUACGACAUGGACAUGUACGAAGACUCCUUCCGUCUUCGCGGCAAGUCCUACGACUACAAAAUCGGAUACAACACGAUCCAACGCAUUUUUGUCUUGCCAAAACCCGACGAUACUCACAAUCUUGUCAUAUUGCAGCUUGACCCCCCACUUCGCCAGGGUCAGACCCGGUACCCUUUCUUGAUCAUGCAGUUCUUACGGGACGAGGACCUGGAAACUACGUUGAACGUCGACGAUGAAGAGUUCAACUCCAAGUACAAUGGGCGUCUUGAAAAAUCGUACGAUGCAGCCGCAUACCAGGUUAUUUCCAACUUGUUCAAGGGCCUGGCCAACCGCAAGAUCACAUUCACCGGCUCGUUCAUUUCCGCCCAGAACCGGCCCUCUGUGAACUGUUCGCUUAAAGCCAGCGAGGGCAACCUUUACAUUUUGGAGAAGGCGGUUGUUUUUGUGUCCAAAUCCCCUGUUUAUAUUCCGUUCAGCGAGAUCGCUACUAUUCAGUUCUCUCGUGUUGGCGGCACUGUUUCGUCUUCCCGCACUUUUGAUAUGACAAUCACGUUACGCGGUACUGCCGGUGAUCAUCAAUUUUCUAAUAUUUAUCGCGAAGAGCAACAGGGCCUCGACACAUUUUUCAGAUCUAAAAACGUCAAGGUCAAAAAUGAGAUCGUCGAGGAACAAAAGAUCUUCGAGGCCGCCCUUGAGGAUGUGGACUCAGAUAUCGAGAUGGCUGAGGGCUCGCAGGAUGAAGAGUCUGAAGACGAAGACUUUGACGAUGACGAAGAAAGCGACGUUGCCGAGGAGUUCGACUCAAACGCCGACUCAGAUUCCGAAGGUGAGUUCGAUGACGAUGAGGGCUCGGACGCUUCCAACGGCUCCAACAAGGCGCCUCCCUCUAAAAAACCUAAAACUAAACGUUAG